Ectocarpus sp. CCAP 1310/34 is the source of this 1316-nucleotide messenger RNA. The record is from the annotation of a GenBank genome assembly. NCBI's taxonomy places the organism in Eukaryota, Phaeophyceae, Ectocarpales, Ectocarpaceae.
AUGGCUAAUUUGAUCUUUCGCUUCGGGGGCGGUGUCAAGUGGCGGCGCUUCGUUGGCCUCGGCGAUGACAUCUGCGGGGGCGACGGGAAGGUGUGGCGGCCGCACGCCGUCCAGCUGGACCACCCCAGAGGAAGCAAGCCCCCGUGGUUGCAGUUCCGAGGGCGGUACGGGGGGACCCGCUGCAUCAUGUCGGAGGCGUUUUGGAGGUGCGGGGGCGAACCUCCCCGGCGUUGCAGCGCGGAGGCGAAAUACCGCAGCGUGUUGGAGGAGGGACUGGUACCAGACCGAGGGGUGAGGCUUGGCCCUUCCCGAAGGAUGCUCCACGGGAACGGAGACCGGGGUGUUUGGCUCGAGAGACACCGACAAACGGAAACCCGUGUACCCUUUCUUAACACGUGGACAGGAGUGCCGGGAUUGAGCUCCUCCAGACCUCGAGAUCAAGACCCUCCGAAGACGACUGGCCGCGUGUGGCUGGCCGGUUGGGGCUUCCUCCGAGACUUGGACGGGGGCUCGACAGACAGUCGCGGUUGGUCAUACCACAGCAGCCAAGCAGAUUACGCCGACACUGGCAUCGCUGGGGCCCCGAAAAACAAGGGGAUUCUGGCGCACCGCUCUCGGGGGAGGGUGUGGUUCCGCGUUGCUGCCACACCCGAGGUGGCAAGGGAGGUGGAGGAGGCCCGCCGAAGAGAUAACGGGCGACACCCCCCCAGGGCCUUCGCCCUUGCAGCUCUAGACGUGGCCGGUCACGGAGAGACGGUGACGGCUGCAUCUCUCCUGCGCACCCUUGGGGACGGCGUCCGCGGUGCUAGCAGCAACACAGGAGCCCGGGAGGCUGCCGUCAGUAGCACCACCGCAUCUUCUGGCGGCGGCGGCGGCGGCGGCGGCGGCGGUGACCAAUGUAUCGCUCGACGCGAGCUGGGUUCCGACAGAAGAGCGGGACAGGAAGGGAUCGUGUCGUUCGGCAGCGUUGCCGCGCGCAACCUUGGGUGACGGUGCUGGCAAAGACCGAAAGUUCAUGAGUACAGCAGUGCGCCUGCUCGCGUGUACAGUAGACGUCUCGAAAAUCAGUGGAAUUGCUUCCGGUUUACUAGUGGUGCAAUUGAUGGCUGUGGCAAUCACAGUUUCAGCGGCAUUGCUUUCGAUUUCUUGCCGUUCGGUUUGUGUGGAUGCAGAAAAUCGCGGUUGAUAUUGGAGUCAAGACCGUUGGACACAGAUGUGCCGAUUUACUCCAACCGAAAUCCCAGAUUCGAGAUUCUGCCUCCCUGCGAAACGCGAGCUCCUUUUCUCCCAUGCAGCCCCGAUAUUAACAUUCCGCU